AUGGCAUCAUUGGCCAACCUCUUAGUAUCGCUUCUACUGAUUGCCACCUUCUCUCCUGCACCCAUACAUGGUGCCAACAAUAAGUCUAUCCAGCACACCUACAUUGUGCUCGUCGAGCCACCUCCCACACCCUUGAAUGCCGAUGAAGACAUGUACCGUCAUUGGUAUGAGUCUUUCUUGCCCAAAUCACGCGACGGCGACUCAGGCAAGUCACCUAUUGUGCACUCCUACACCGAGGUGUUUAGCGGCUUCGCCGCAAGGCUCACUGCCCGGGAGCUCAACGCAGUUGCGAAGAAUCCGGGGUUCGUGCGUGCGUUUAGGGACCAAACACGGCACCUCAUGACCACACACACUCCAAAGUUCCUUGGGCUCAGGAACGGCACCGGGAUCUGGAGCGACGCUAGCUACGGGAAGGGAGUCAUCAUUGGGUUGCUCGAUAGCGGCAUCUACGCGGACCACCCUUCAUUUGAUGGUGACAACAUCGCGCCGCCCCCGACAAGGUGGAAGGGAUCAUGCAUGGCGACCCGGUGCAACAACAAGCUCAUCGGUGCACAGUCAUUCCUCGAAGAAGAUGAUGACCCUAGCGACCAACAGGGGCAUGGGACGCACACCUCAUCCACGGCAGCCGGUAACUUCGUCAUCGACGCGUCGUAUCAUGGUAUUGGAGCGGGCACCGCAUCAGGAGUUGCUCCUGGUGCCCACAUCGCCAUGUACAAGGUGUGCGCUGAUGGAGAAUGUAAUGAUUCCGCCAUAGUGGCCGGCCUCGACGCAGCCAUCAAGGAUGGGGUGGACGUGCUCUCACUCUCCAUUGGCCAUCUUGGCAGCCUCAGGUUCGAUAAAGACCCCAUCGCCAUCAGCACAUUCAGUGCCAUAUCAAAGGGCAUCGUCGUGGUUUCCGCGGGUGGUAACGAAGGACCCGAUCCAUACUCAGUAAACAAUGAUGCACCAUGGAUCCUCACAGUCGGUGCUAGCUCGGUGGAUCGGAGCUUCGACAUCGGCGUGAAUCUCAGCAAUGGCAAGUGCAUCCAUGGAGAAGGGCUUAGCCAGGUGGCAAAGCCGAGGUCAAAGAUGUACCCGCUCCUCUACUCCGAAGAACGAGGCAAGUUUGACUACAUGGAUAACCAUGUCGUCAGUGAGAAGAUCGUGGUCUGUGAAACGGAUACUACCCGGGAGAACAUCGACAACAUAAUGAGUGCCGGUGCGGCCGGCGUAGUGCUAUUGAACGGUGAAUCCAACGGAUACACGAUUGAGCUUGAGGAUUACAAUUCCAGUGUGGUGCAGGUGAGCACGAACGAUGGCGCCAUCCUCAGAGCUUACGCGACAUCGACGACAAACAGCUCGGCGGGUGCCAUUUUCUCGUACCACAACACACUGCUUGGCGUCCAUCCGGCCCCUGUGGUGGCAUCGUUCUCUUCCCGAGGUCCAAGCAUCGACAUCCCCGGCGUGCUCAAACCGGACGUAUUGGCGCCGGGGCUCAACAUCCUUGCCGCAUGGCCGCCGGGAACGGACUCUGUACUAGGCCCUUUCAACAUCUUGUCCGGCACAUCGAUGGCAACACCACACAUCAGUGGCGUCGCCGCGCUUAUCAAGAGCUUGCAUCCAGAUUGGUCCCCGGCGGCCGUCAAGUCGGCCAUCUUGACGACGGCGGACGCUGUUAACAGCACUGGCGGCUCGAUCUUGGACGAGAAUCACAGGAAAGCCGACGCGUAUGCGAAAGGCGCGGGGCAUGUGAAUCCGGCGAGGGCCGCCGACCCUGGCCUGGUGUAUGACAUGGGUGCCACCGACUAUGCUGGUUACAUCUGCUGGCUCCUCGGCGACGAAGGCCUGGCAACCUUCGUGCGCGACAAGAGAACGACUUGCGCGAAGCUCCCCAAGGUCAAAGACGUGCAACUCAACUACCCGACCAUAACUGUGCCAUUGAAGUCAACAACCUUCAGCGUGAACCGGACAGUGACGAAUGUAGGGCCGCCAGCAUCGACGUACACCGUGAGGUUGGACAUGCCCAAAUCGGUCAUGGUACAUGUUGCCCCGAACAAACUGGUGUUCUCCAAGGCUGGGGAGAAGAAGACGUUCACCGUGUCGGUGAGUGGCAAGGACGUUCACGGACAAGGACACGUGGAGGGAAGCUUGAGCUGGGUGUCGGCGAAGCAUGUUGUGCGGAGCCCGAUCAUCGCCGUUCCUAAUCUCCCCGAAUCUCCGCCGCCUCUACAGAAUGUUUAG
Triticum turgidum subsp. durum (durum wheat) is the source of this 2220-nucleotide messenger RNA. The record is from the annotation of a GenBank genome assembly. Lineage: Eukaryota; Viridiplantae; Streptophyta; Magnoliopsida; Poales; Poaceae.